This is a messenger RNA of Leptidea sinapis, 1869 nucleotides long. Its product is annotated as mitochondrial-processing peptidase subunit alpha. The record is from RefSeq and is a predicted model, not a curated record. The transcript has 12 exons. Gene Ontology annotation, molecular function: metal ion binding. Lineage: Eukaryota; Metazoa; Arthropoda; Insecta; Lepidoptera; Pieridae. Gene Ontology annotation, cellular component: mitochondrion. The coding region runs from base 192 to 1796 and encodes 534 amino acids.
UGUCAGUGUCAAAUAUGGCCUACGGUGUACGGGUUAUGAUUAUGCCGAUUGCCGUAUGAAGAAUGAAGAAAAUGAAUAAAGUUUAAACACGACUUACAGUUUUGAUAAGUUAUCGUGAAAUACAUAAAAUUAAAUAUCUUUUACAAUAACUGUACAUUUGCUGUUGAAUUGAUACGGAGGAAGUCCUAAAAAUGUCACAUUUCACUGAUGUGAGGGUUCUGUUUUCUCGGUUGUGUUCAAUGAAAAAUAGCUCUAAUGGAAUGAGACUUGGAAUAAGAAACUUUAGUCAAAGUGAUAAUCCUAUUCCUAAAGGAAGUGUGACUCCUCUUCCUCCACUGUCGGAACCAAUACCAAAUCUCCCUCCAGUAAUAUAUUCAAAACCAAAAUCAGAAGAUGCAACCACUGAAGUAACUACUCUUAGCAAUGGCCUAAGAGUUGCAUCAGAAAAAAAAUUUGGACAGUUUUGUACUGCAGGAGUUGUUAUAGACUCAGGACCAAGAUAUGAAGUUGCUUACCCAAGUGGAAUUUGUCACUUUCUUGAAAAAUUAAGUUUUGGUGCAACACACAAAUUUCCCACUCGAGAUGUAAUGCUCCGUGAGUUGGAAAGACAUGGCGGUAUUUGCGACUGCCAAGGAUCUCGUGACACUACAGUGUAUGCUACGAGUGCUGAUUCCAGAGGCUUAGAAGCUAUUACACAGGUGUUAGCUGAAGUAACUCUACGACCUCAAUUGUCAAUGGAAGAGAUUGAGGCUGCGAGACAAGCUGUGGCCUUUGAACUAGAAACACUUGCAAUGAGACCAGAACAAGAAACAAUUCUUAUGGACAUGAUACAUUUGGCAGCAUAUAGAGGUAACACUCUUGGUUUACCAAAGAUAUGCCCAAAGGAAAAUGUAAACAAAAUAGAUCGUGGAGUUAUCUUGAAUUAUUUAAAAAAUCACUAUACACCGGAUAGAAUGGUGAUUGCCGCAGUUGGGGUCGAUCACAAGCCAUUUGUAGAGUAUGUACAAAAAUACUUCGUUGAUAUGAAACCAACAUGGCAUUCAGAGAAUGAUGCAUUUAAACCUCAAGUAGACAAAUCUCUCGCGCAGUACACUGGUGGCAUUGAACAGGAAGAAUGUGAGAUUCCACUGUACCCAGGUUCUGAUCUACCCGAGUUGUCUCAUGUGGUCAUAGGAAUUGAGAGUUGUUCACACAGUGAUCCAGAUUUUGUUCCCACUUGUGUGCUCAAUAUGAUGAUGGGUGGUGGAGGGUCAUUCUCUGCUGGUGGGCCUGGUAAAGGAAUGUACACACGGCUGUACACAAAUGUACUCAACAGGUACCACUGGAUGUUCAACGCGACAGCGUACAACCACGCGUACGGCGAUACCGGCCUGUUCUGCGUGCACGCAGCGUCGCCGCCCGCGCGCAUCUUCGACACGACGCUCGUGGUGGCGCGAGAGCUAGCCAACAUGGCCGCCAAAGUUGGAGAUUCGGAAUUGAGGAGAGCUAAAACGCAGUUGCAGUCAAUGCUCCUGAUGAAUCUCGAAGCGAGGCCCGUGGUGUUCGAAGACGUCGGCCGGCAAGUGCUGUCCACAGGGAAGAGGAAACCACCGUCUUACUUCAUCAACGAAAUAGAGAAAGUGACAGCAGAAGACAUCGUGAGGGUGGCUCGCACGAUGCUCGGGCGGCGCCCCGCUGUGGCCGCGCGAGGCAAGUUGGAGCACCUGCCCUCGUUCGAAGAGAUACAAGCCAACAUGUCGCUCAGUAAAACAGAGGCGUCACCACAGGGCCGCAGACUCAAUCUGUUCCGCGCUUAGUAUUACAGAAAGACUUAUUUACGUUACUCUCCAGUUUUAUUUUAAAUAAAAGAAAAUUUAUGUUUAUGGUUAA